CAAUUUCAGACUGAUUGUUUUGAGUUGCAGCUCUCCAUUCCCCGACUCUCCAUUGCUCAGUUUUGCCAGUCAGGGGAAUAGAAAGAUGGUUGUAGCGCAGAAAGUGCAGGAAGCAGAGAUAACAGAGCAGGAUUCCCUGCUUCUGACGAGGAACUUACUGCGCAUCGCUAUAUUCAACAUUAGUUACAUCAGAGGCCUAUUUCCGGAGAAAUAUUUCAAUGAUAAGUCGGUUCCCGCCCUUGAGAUGAAGAUCAAGAAGCUUAUGCCCAUGGAUGCUGAAUCACGAAGACUCAUCGAUUGGAUGGAAAAAGGCGUUUACGACGCAUUGCAGAAAAAGUACCUGAGAACACUUCUAUUCUGUGUCUGUGAGGCAAUGGAAGGUCCGAUGAUCGAGGAAUAUGCAUUUUCAUUCAGUUAUUCAAAUUCUGAUUCCCAAGAGGUUUCAAUGAACAUCAAUCGUACUGGAAGCAAAAAAGGAGCCACUUUUAAGUCCAACACUUCGGCUGAUAUUACUCCCAACCAGAUGAGGAGUUCCGCCUGUAUGAUGGUCCGAACACUUGUUCAGUUGAUGAGAACUCUAGAUCGGAUGCCAGAAGAGCGCACCAUUUUGAUGAAACUCCUCUACUACGACGAUGUGACGCCUGCGGACUAUGAACCACCAUUCUUCAGAGGCUGCACCGAGCAAGACGCCAAUCAAUCCUGGGCAAAAAACCCUCUAAAAAUGGAGGUUGGCAAUGUCAACAGCAAGCAUUUCGUAUUAGCUCUAAAGGUUAAAAGUGUCCUAGAUCCUUGUGAAGACGAGAACGACAUUCAUGACGAUGAGGAAGUGAGCUUGGGAGUGGACUCUGUACAACGAGAAGAUUCCUCAACCUCAGAUAGCGAGGUUGAUCUUUCAGACGACGAUCGAUAUAUAGUUGCACCUGUUGAUAAACAAAGAACAUCAGAAGGAAAUGGUAUGGUUGAUGACGACAAUACACAGGAUGCGGUCGAGGACGAGCAACAAUUGUACCGGGUAAAGGAUUGGAUCAUCUCUCGCCACAUCGACUCUGUUGACCUCACUGAUGUUCUCUCUAACUUCCCUGACAUAUCCUUGGUUUUGACUGAAGAAAUCAUUGACAAACUCGUAAAAGAAGGUGUUCUAUCAAGGGCCGGAAGGGACAAUUUCACCAUUAAUAAGCUAAAGAAUCUCGACUCUGAGUUUGCUGCCGUUAAAGAAGAAAAGGAGGCUCAAGAAAUUCCACUUGGUGAUGAUGUUCCCAAGAGUAGCAAAGAUGACUACAUGUACAUGAAGGCUUUGUAUCAUGCUCUGCCAAUGGAAUAUGUUACAGUACCGAAGCUUCAGAGCAAGCUGGAAGGAGAAGCUAACCAAGCUACAGUGAAAAAGCUGAUCGAAAAAAUGGCGCAGGAGGGAUUUGUUGAAGGCACAGGCAACCGAAGACUAGGGAAGCGUGUCAUCCACUCGGAGACGACCAAUAGGAAGCUACAGGAGAUCAAAAAUGCGAUAACCUUGGACAACAAAACCGUGGCAAUGGUGAUUAUCGAGCAUAGCAAAUCGAACGGGAGCAAACAAAGGGACAUGUCCACCUGCGGCGGCCUCCGCUCCAUCGGAUCUGAUCUUACACGCACACGAGGGAGGUCCGACACGCAUCAGAAUGGUUCGAUUAGGGGUGACCAGGAAGCAGGAGAGCACGGGAACACUCCCAUGAGCAAGCCGGUGGCUUCGAGAGAAAGUGGCGUUCCGAGGAAUGAGCACGAUGGAGCGAACGGGAGGAACACUCACUGUGAUGAAGGUGACGCCCCCAUAUGUAGUCGAUCAUCAACCCAAGAGAAGCGAUCCAGGAAAGCGAGCACGGUUAAGGAUCCUAUUCUUCAGUAUGUGAAGCGCCAGAGAUCGCAAGCCGUGUGAUAAGGGGAUAAGUAACAGUGUCGUGGCUGAGAGAUCGUGAUUCGCUCCAUCAAUAAGCUCGCCAGGACCCCUUUUUGCUCUAAUUUUUCACCUGUUCUCGCCCUUUUCAACUCUAAUUGUAACAGCUUAAGUUUCCCCAUUUUGAAGACCAGACACCGUAGGUAUGAAGAGGAAUUUGAACAUGUUUGAAAGAGAUUAUCCAGGAGGGACUAGUUCUCCUUCCAGGGGCAGUUCAUGGUGGUUGUAAUUUUGUAGACAAGGAGAUGUCAAGUCCACCGUUAAAAAUUUUAGUCAUUUGAAAUAAUU
Macadamia integrifolia is the source of this 2212-nucleotide messenger RNA. Its product is annotated as meiosis-specific protein ASY1. NCBI's taxonomy places the organism in Eukaryota, Viridiplantae, Streptophyta, Magnoliopsida, Proteales, Proteaceae. The record is from RefSeq and is a predicted model, not a curated record. Bases 86 to 1906 code for a protein of 606 amino acids. The transcript has 22 exons.